Molecule: messenger RNA, 5840 nt
Organism: Trichomycterus rosablanca
Lineage: Eukaryota; Metazoa; Chordata; Actinopteri; Siluriformes; Trichomycteridae
Gene: amfra
Product: autocrine motility factor receptor a
Exons: 13
Coding region: 150-2087 (645 amino acids)
Biological process (GO): protein K48-linked ubiquitination; endoplasmic reticulum unfolded protein response; ubiquitin-dependent protein catabolic process
Cellular component (GO): cytosol; ubiquitin ligase complex; endoplasmic reticulum
Molecular function (GO): ubiquitin binding; ubiquitin protein ligase activity
Source: RefSeq, a predicted model, not a curated record
UACUAAACGGGGUUGUUUUCCUCCACACGCACACGGUGAUUCAAAUCCUAACGCCUGCUUUAACAACCUACUGCGCACCAGCGCCUGAGUAAAAACAAGCAGCUUGUGUUUCGAUCUGAUAAGUAAAGUGAACCUCUGACUCUGCCAGCAUGCCUCUGCUGUUUCUGGAGAGGUUCCCUUGGCCCAGUUUGCAGACUUACACUGCACUGAGCGCUGUGCUGCUGGCAGGAUCGCUUCUCAGUGCCUAUACAGCUGUGACAGAAAGUGAAGGAGCGCCAUCAGGGUCUUCAGAUCAGGCUUCAGAAGAAACUCCCAGCACUUCCAUAGACGAUGUUAAAGUGGUGCAAGCUGACAACCUUGGAAAUGUGGCCGCCAGUAUGUUGUUCUAUCUGAUCUCAGACAGCCUGUUUGUCUGGGUUCUGGUCAAUACAGCAUGUUGUGUCCUGAUGCUGAUUGCCAAGGUCAUCCAGUGCAUAGUUUUUGGUCCACUGAGGGUCAGCGAGAAGCAACAUUUAAAGGACAAGUUUUGGAACUUCAUCUUCUAUAAGUUCAUAUUUAUAUUCGGAGUGCUGAAUGUGCAGACAGUGGAGGAGGUGGUGCUGUGGUGUUUGUGGUUUGCUGUCCUCAUCUUUCUCCACCUCAUGGUGCAGCUCUCUAAAGAUCGAUUUGAAUAUCUGUCAUUCUCCCCAACCACCCCCAUGAGCAGCCAUGUGCGAGUUCUGUCCUUGCUAGUGUUCAUGCUGGUGUGCUGUGGAGGUCUGGCUGCACUCUGUGGUCUGGUUGAUCAUCUCCAUGGGAUGCAUACUAUUGCAUUUAUGGCAGCUGAGUGUUUACUUGUCACAGUGCGCACUGGGCAUGUUAUCAUAAGGUACUCUAUUCACUUGUGGGACCUGAAUUACGAGGGUACCUGGGAGAGCAAAGGCACUUAUGUCUACUACACUGACUUUGUUAUGGACCUUGCCCUUCUCUGCCUUGAUCUAAUGCAUCACAUUCACAUGCUGCUUUUUGGAAAUAUUUGGCUGUCCAUGGCCAGCCUAGUGAUAUUUAUGCAGCUUCGUUACCUCUUCCAUGAGGUACAAAGGAGAAUCCGCCGCCACAAAAACUACUUGCGUGUCAUUGACAACAUGGAGUCCAGGUUUUCAGUAGCCACCCCUGAGGAGCUGGUUGCCAAUAAUGAUGAUUGCGCAAUCUGCUGGGAUUCGAUGACUUCAGCACGGAAGCUGCCCUGUGGACACCUCUUUCACAAUUCAUGUCUACGCUCAUGGCUGGAACAGGACACGUCCUGCCCAACGUGCCGGAUGUCGCUUAAUAUUAAUGAGGGUGGCAGAGAGCGGGAAGAGGGCCAGAGGGCACCAAUUGAUGACAACAUGGCUCCAGGCCCUGGAAAUGAUGCUCGACCUCAAUUCAACCAGCAUAACCACUUCUUUCACUUUGAUGGUUCACGAAUUGCUAGCUGGCUUCCAAGUUUCUCUGUAGAAGUAAUGCACACAACCAACAUCCUGGGCAUCGCACAUGCCAAUAACUCUCAGCUCAAUGCCAUGGCCCACCAGAUCCAGGAGAUGUUCCCCCAAGUUCCCUACCACCUGGUGCUGCAGGAUUUGCAGCUCACCCGUUCUGUGGAGGUCACCACUGACAAUAUUCUGGAGGGCAGGAUCCAGGUGCCCUUUCCUGCCCAGCCCCUGGAACGUGCACCCAUCCAGGCAAAUUUAGUGCCAGAGGAGUCUGCAGGGGCCAGUGGGGGUCCAGAGCUCCCCAAUACGGAGACAGAGGACCUUGAGAUGCGCGGCAGCCGCUUCUCCAAAUCUGCGGAUGAGAGGCAGAGGAUGCUGCAUCAGAGGAAAGAAGAGUUGCUACAAAGAGCACGCAGGCGCUAUCUGAACAAAAACAAUGGAGCAUCUUCCUUCACUUCUGUUGCACCAGAGAAAGAUGAAGAUGACUACCCUGAAGACAACGACGACGAUGAUGAUAAUGCUCCGUCCUCUCUGAAAGUUGAAGGUUCCAACUCUGACUUGGUAACCUUGCGCCGCAGGGUAUUGGCAGAUGCAGCUGAGCGGCGCUUGCAGAGGCAGCCUGACUCAUCCAUCUGAGAGGAUUCUGCUCCUUUUCCACUUUUCCAUUGCUGUAUGUGACGAAGGAGAAGUAACUCCUGGUCACUUUCAUCUCAAGUGAAGCAAAAACCUGCAUGACACUCACCUGUGCUGUGAUACAGCCGUGCCCAACACAUAGCUCGAGCAGCCCUGCUGUAUCUUACAUAGGUGCCAGUGUUCAUCCACUCUGUCUUAAGCCUUUUCAAUUGCACACUGUUCAUAUGACACACCAGUUAGGCUGUGCUCUAUGGAAAAUUGUCUAUGCAUGUGUCACUUUUAAUGUAUAAAAUGUUUAGUUCCUAAAGAGGUUAGGUUUGUUAAAACAAUUAUGGGCUUGCCUGAAUAGCUAUAAAAAGCGAACCUGCUUGGCUAAAGGGAAGAGUAACAAAGCAGAAGUCCAGUUCUUUCUAGUUUUGUACAGAUCUAAAAUGGGCUGGAUCUGAAUUUCGAAGUGGAGGUGACACGAAUAUAGUUUAUCGUAGGUCCUUUCAGGACCCUAGCAAUGUUUGCAUUACACUGUAUACAUUUUAGUUUGGAAAUAGUGCUUUUGUUUCUUGCAUAUAGGCUGUUCUGUUAAAAAGUCUAAUUUAUAGACUUGUCGGGGUUUUAUAAUUUGACCUUGAAUUUAAUUUGCUAAGACUUUUGUUAGGAUUGAGCUAAGGGAAAUGACCAGGUUUGUAGGCCGCAUACAGAAGUGGAAAAAUCAGAGAGAAACUUUUUUUUUUUUUUUACUUGGGGGUACAGAUAAAUUUGAAGCUGCCGUAUAUAAAUUUGAAUUGAAUUGAAUUUAAAAAACUCUCUAACGUAUGUUAAUUAAUCCAGUUGCAAGUAUCCAGUAAGUACAGAUUUGAGUUCAAGGUUAUUGUAGCAAGCCAUGAUGACGCAAUAUGUAAACUAUUUAUACUUUUUAAGGCCAUUACUAAAAAUGUCACAUUUUAUUUACUUUUCCUUCAUCUCAUCUUGCAGAAUGUUAACUGUGAAUGAUAGUGCUGAUAGUGAUUUUUAUACAAUCAAAGUAAAAUAUGGUAAGAUGAUGAUCAGGGAAUUGGGAGACAUGUAUUAGGGUGAGAAAGAUUAAAAGCAAUAUCACCUUUAGAGAUUCUGUUCUGGCAUGUUCUUUCUGUGGCCAUAUAGGUUUCAGUUAUGAAAUCCGAUUUCUUUCCAACUUCCAGAACAUGUCGAAGAAAAAUAACAUGCCCUUAAUUGGCACUAGGUUUAAAUCGUUGAGUAACUGACUGUCUGUUGAUUUAGGACUCUAUUUAAUGUGUAUUUCUGCCUUGUGUGACACCAGCCCCACCACGACUCAGUCUAAGCUGUUAAGUAUACUUGAACAAUACUUCUUUCUAAAAUCAGUUAUUGCUGCACACCUUUCCUUUAUAUGGGUUGAUUUAAGGAUUGCUACCCAAAACACAUUUAAUGAUAAUUUAUAUAGUACGGAAGAACAUGGCAUCAAUCUGUGAUGACUUUUGAACUGAGUCUGAAAUUAUCGUGCUAUAUACAGCCGAUUCAGACUAUCCCAAGCAACUUGUAGAAUAACAAUGUCAAUUAUAUACUUAUUCCUUAAAAUACAAUUCAGUCAUUUAAUAUUAUGUUUACAUUUGGGAGAUCGAGGAAAAAAGUCUAAAUACAAUCUGAAUAGAGCCAUCUUUAAAAUUAGUCACCAAGAGAAAAAUGUGUGAAUGUUAGAGCUUAUUUUGGAUACAAGGUGUAUUUAAAAUCCUUUGUGGAUGCUCUCCUGCUGAUAUGGACAUUGAUGUUUAAAAUCUUGGUGUUUUCCAUCUUCAAGGAUAUAGGCUAAAUUCAGCCCAGACAUGUCCGCAGUUUGUUAGUUAGCUAGGAUUGGUUAAAGUACUGUUACUGUAAAGUGUGUCACCAAAUGUAACAUAAUUACAAAAUGCUUACCCAAAUCAAUAGACAGCAAGGUUUCAUUUGGCAAGAAACACAGAAAUGCUGGUAUGUCCCAUAUCAGCCAACUUUGUCAUUUUUUUCUGCUUGGCAAAUGUGACUAGUAGUCCCAUUAACCUUGGCUACUGAUUUGGCCACUCCUGAAGUAUCUAUUACAAUGUGUCUGCACAAGUACAACAUCCACGUGUUUGUAAGAGAUUUACCUACUUAAGCUUACAGGUCAUGACCUAUUUGCUUCUAACAUGGUUUCUUUAUCAUUUUUGCCUGUAGCGUUUCCUGCUUAGACUUUGCCAGUGGUCUGAUUUUAGUCCACAUUUAGAGAUGUUAAAUAUGACGCUGGAAGCCAGCUCACUGCCUUAACUAUGUGUGCUCAGCGUUUAACUUUAAAACACUUUUUGUCUCUGAUCUUUCGCUAAUAAUUUCUUGUCUGGUUUUGCUAUUGUAUUUAAUUUGUUUGUAAUGUAACUUUUUAGUUCUGUAGAUGUCAAAUAGAAGUGAAUGUUACUGUGCUACAUUUGUUUGUACAUUUAAUAAGAAACGGUAAGAAGUUUAUAGUUGAUCAGGGUAUUGGGUAUGUAUUAAGAUAUGACAUAUGCUGUAUUGUAAUUUUAUGUUUUGAUUCUACUUAUCAUUUGCAUAAUAUUUGACAAAGUUCUAGUUUAACAUGAAUGCUAUAAAACAUGUUAAUAGAUCAGAUCAUAGGUUAACUUAUUUUUACCGCUUGGUUUAAACAGUGUCUUCUAAAUGGAUCUCAGUAAAGGAAACCACAGUGUGCAUUGUGUAAUAUAAAUCCAAAAGCUUUCUGACUGGCUUUUACAUUUACAUCAUAAGGCCAAAAGUAUGUGGACACCACAUAAUUAUUGAGUUCACAUGCUAGGUGUUAGUCACAUUGCAUUGCUAACAAGUAUGUAAAAUCAAUUAUAUGAAAUAAAUGAUGUGGUUCUAUCUUGGCGGCAGCAAUUUCAGCAUGUUUUCUUGUGCACAAAGCGAGAUCCAUAAAGACAUGGUUUGACCAGCAAUUCCAGUGGCCUACACGAAGCCCUGGUUCGAUAUGCUAUUAAAAAUGUGUGUGAUGAAUUGGAAUGUUGAUUGCGAGCCAGGCCAUCUUGUCCAACAUUAGUGUCAGACCUCACAAAUGCAACUGAAUGGGCAGAAAAAGACUGUUGUUGUUGGGUUUGAUGUGUGUACAAAUAAGUAUUCUAUCUUCUGGAGAAGGAAAUGUUGCAAUUUGGCUUUAAGGCUCAUUAUUUUUGACUUAGAAGAUUGGAGGUGUACCGAGAACUGUUGUCUAUAUAGUAGAAUGCUGUCACUUGUGUUACACUGUGAACCUUUUUAUUUAAACUUGCUGAUUUCAUUUGGCUGCCACUUUACACAUUUUCUUUCUUAGCUGCCUCUAUGCAUGUAGUCACUGCUUGUGAUACGCAUGUUUAUUGCCUAAACAAGUAUUUCCAAAGACUGCAGCGCUGGUCAUUUUUUGCUUGAGAUUGGGGAUUGCUGUAUAUGUUUCUCCUAAGAAGUAAUAAAGCUCAUUCUCAGAGCUCUUUGCUGUUGUUGCACAGCUUUACUUUUAAUCAGUAUUUCUGUAACUGAACUCAUCACAUCGGAUUCAUCACUUCAUCUACAUUAACAAAUGUGAUUUGUUUCUUACUUAAUCUUAUGUACUAAAUCCAAAUAGUUUUGUAAACGUGAUUCCUCUGAGAUUGUGCCUAAAGUUACCAGUGGUUCAAAGAUUGUUUAAACUGUAAAUAAUUUUGUAAUGACAAAUUGUAUAAUAAAUGUGAAAUGACCCUGUAUAAUGUAAACUUCAGAGCAACUGUAGAGGCUUUUAAUUAAAUCUUUUGUACUGUG